CGACGUCGUUGAUUGGCGGAGACGAUCGGACGACGCCAACGCUCGCGAUUCACCCCUUCCCCCUUCCCACUCGCCAAGCAUCAGUUCUCUCGCGCUCCCGCGUAUUCGCGUCGCGUUAUCCUUCGUCCCGACGAAAGGAUCGUCGUAUUAUCGAGAACGAGGUAAACGAUUAUCUUAAAGUUUUUCUACUAUCUACUGUGACGAAAUAUACACGUAUGUGUAUCGCGACGCCGGUCACUGGCGGAGAUAAUCGAACGAAACCGAACGCUCGCGACUCGCCCUCUCCCCGCGAGGCGUCAGUUCUCCGCGUCGCCCGCGUCGCGUUUACCGUAAUUCGGGGAAAAAGUAAUCUGAUCUAUCAUCGCGUGUCGUACGGAUUUAGAAUUUUAGAGUGAUGCAGUGCUGUGCGAAAGUGAAUAUUAUAGUGCAUCAUCGAGAGAGAAUCGUUUAUCGCCUCGAUCGUUGACGAGAAAGAGACAGAGAGGGAGAGAGAGAGAGAGGGAGAGGGAGAGAGAGAGACAGACGAUCGCCAUAUUCCCGAAAGCAAGGACUUACACUCGCGGUUAUUACAAAGUCGAUGCACGUGCAAGGUGAGAAGAUGGAAUUAUUACGUGCCACGUAUCUACGGGCUCGAGAUCCCUCGCUUCGAGCGUCUUACAACGGGAUGAUGGACAGCGUCGAAAGAAGAUGUUCGUCAUUUCCGCGAACGAUGCGCCGAUAGCUACUGGCGAUCCGCUCGUUUAACAGCGUAACGGCGAACAGCGACGGGAGUCGGAGGCAGAGCGCGAGCUAAGAAAAAAGAGAGGAGAGCAGGGGUGGAAGCAAAAGGAAGAGGAUGAAGGAGGAGGGGAGGAUCGAGAAGGGGAUGCGUAGGAAUGUAACGCGACGAAAAUACGUCUGGCUUCUAGGGAGGGUGCUCUGCAACAGAGAGAAGAGAGAGCUCCUGGUGACAACCGCCGAAAGGAGGGAAACAGUUACGCGACCUAUGGAGAGCUCAGCGGGAUGCAUCGCGCGAGUUAUAAUGAUGGCGAUGGGGAAGCCGCGGACGUGGCGUGCAUCGAGCAAGAAGCGCGCAAGCAUCGCCGGCUCGCCCGGAAACGGAUUCGGCAGAUUACCAGAGCCGCUUCAGACAGUUACCGGCGAAUAUUGUCCCGGCAACUACUCAGUGUCUCACACCACGAGCAAUGAAAAACUGCACACCGGAAGCGAAUUAUACAUGCCACAAGGCUACAGGCAGGAAACUUGGUUGCAAGAUGGUAGCAGCUCUGAAACCGAAGACAGCGAACAGUACGUACCCGAGUUUCACCAGAUGUCAACCACGUCGCAUCAAUACUCGACAUCUGGUAAUUCGUCUCCCGGAAACGGAUUCGGCAGAUUACCAGAGCCGCUUCAGACAGUUACCGGCGAAUAUUGUCCCGGCAAUUACUCAGUGUCUCACACCACGAGCAAUGAAAAACUGCACACCGGAAGCGAAUUAUACAUGCCACAAGGCUACAGGCAGGAAACUUGGUUGCAAGAUGGUAGCAGCUCUGAAACCGAAGACAGCGAACAGUACGUACCCGAGUUUCACCAGAUGUCAAGUGCAAAUGUGAAGCAGGAGUCUAGCAAUGGCACGAGAAAUGGCGACAACGGCAAUUAUCAUCCCCAGUAUCAAUCUUCUGUCGCGCACAGUCAAAAUAACGAUUUUCUCGAGCUCAGAUCGGAUCGUUGUUUCGGGAAUCGAAAGAUAAAUGGACCGGCUGGUAAGAGCACGAAGGACGUCGCCGUGAAGGAAGAACCGGCGGAUCGAAGCUACGUGGAACCGCUUCCCGUGACAAACAUAUCAUCCGCGACGUCUCAGGACACGCAAAACGCGAGCACUUUAAUUUAUCAGCAACGUCAACAACAGUACGGGAACGUCACGAGGGAUCAUCCCAGAGGUUCGUCACCAUCGUCCAGUCGUCCAGCCAGCGCCUCUUCCUCGACUUCCCAGUGGCAAUCGACCUUCUCCGAAACUUUCCUGCCGCGACCAGAGAACUGGAAUUCCGAGGUUUACGCAAAACGAAGCGGCACGCCGACCUGGACAGAACUGGGUACACAGUUAGAUCCCAGAAACUCCUGGGAACGGCAAAAUGGUUGUUAUCAGAAAAAGGCUUCGCCAGUUUCAACCUGGAAUCCAGAUCACGUUAACAAGAGGCCGUCGUCGGCUACCGGUGUGCCCACCUGGAGCGAUGUUGCCGUCGGUUAUCAGCAACAACGACGUGGCUCACUGCAAUUGUGGCAGUUCCUCGUAGCCUUGCUCGACGAUCCUGCGAAUGCGCCUUGCAUCGCGUGGACCGGGCGCGGGAUGGAGUUUAAGCUGAUUGAGCCGGAAGAGGUGGCACGUAGGUGGGGCGUCCAGAAAAACAGACCGGCCAUGAAUUAUGACAAAUUGAGUCGUUCGUUGAGAUAUUACUACGAGAAAGGCAUAAUGCAAAAGGUCGCCGGCGAGCGAUACGUGUAUAAGUUUGUCUGCGAUCCGGAAGCGCUCUUCAAUAUGGCGUACGGGACCGGAGCGUCUUCGGGGAUUAGCGGAGAAGUUCCGAGUAAUAUGGUACGAAGUCACGCAACGGCCGGGAAAGGGGCGGGCGGGAACGAAGUUCCAGAUUUGAUGAAGCAUCCUGCCGCGGGAUAUAGCGACGCGGUUUUCGCCAUGUAUUCAAAUACCGCCGCAGUGUAUGGACCUUCUAGUCUUCAUCAUUUGCAUCAAUAUCUCGGCGGUAACGAGGGCUUCAAAACGCCACCGAGUAGAUAUCAUCCCCAUUAUCCUCAUCAAUACGGUAGCAAUCACCAUCAUCACCACCAUCAUCCCCCGAGCUAUACAGAGACUUUUCUGAACUACAGUCGGUUGUCGCACGAGCCGGCUUUCGAUUCGAAGACGCAGGAAGCCCCACCGAGGGACUCGUAUACCCAGGAAACGGAGGAGAGUACCGGCAGAGAUCGGGAGGGUGCAUCGAUACCCUAUGAAAGCGUGCAGAGAUCGCAAUUACCGGCCACAACCGCUUCCGCACAAUCCUCGAUACUGGACGGCGCGGCGAGCUCGAAAAUUGAGCAAGCGCCGUACACGUGUCUUGGUGUCGGAAGCUGCAUGAAAAUGGCAAAGACCAAACCCGCCGAGCAGGAGGAAAUAGCAGGAGGGAUGGGUUUCAAGGACAAACAGAAAGCGUUGGACACGCUGAAGAUUCUGGACGGCCGCGACAUCAGUUAUCAGUAUCACGUAAUCACAAGCUUCGUCAGUCGCACAAAAAGAACGUUGCAGAUAACGCGAGACGAAGAGAAACUAGCGAAUCUGCGAGACUCCCUGAAAAUCUUUGAGGAUUGGCUGACGGAUUACAAAGUGAAUAAUCGAGGAAAAGAGAAUCUUGCAUACUUGCCGAUCGAAACGAUUAAGGCCUUCCGCGGUCUCGCAAAGAAGUACGACGUGUGGAACGACGAGUUUUUCAGGGCGUACAAGACUGAGAAGGGUGACUACAAGAGCCUGCGGGCGGCGAAAGUGUCUGGCGGAGACAUCACGUGGGAUAUUGAGAGGAACAGGCGUUUGAGAGAGAUUAUCGGAAAGAUCAAGGACGAGCACAUUCAAUGGUAUGAGACGGACGUGGGAGAUCUUCGGGGUCUGCCAACGAAGGAGCACACGCGAUGCAUCGUACUCGCGUACAGUCCCGAUCCUGCAAAGUUGAAAAAAUUGGUGACUCAGGUACGCGAAAAAUUCGGCGAGGACAAUAAUGAUAUGGACAUCGAAGAAGAAGAGCGAGGCACUAAGAGAGCUCACGAUAGCUCGUCGAGCAGCGAUAGCGAGUCGGAGAAAAAGUUGGCGAAACGUUCAUCGGAAGCUGAGGAGAAUCAGCGGAACGAAAAAUCGGAGAGCGCGCUAAGUUUUAAGGACAAGGAGAAAGCUUUGCAGAGCAUCAAGUCUUUGGAGGGCAGAGACAUGUCGUAUCAGUUCUAUGCGAUAAGCGGCCUGGUAAAGCGAGCCGAGAGAGUGAUAUCGUGCACGAAGGACAAGCAGAAAAUCAAGAAUAUGACGGAAGCAGUGGAGGUCUUUGAGAACUGGAUCACCGAUUAUAAUGUAAACGGCCGGUCGAAGGAGAAUUUUAAUUAUCUGGCAAUUGACAUUGUGCGGGCCUUUAAACCUUUAGCCGAACGAUACGAUAUCGAAGACAACGGUUUCCUCGAAGUCUACGAAGAGGCGGACGGCGAUUAUAAGAAACUCAGAUCUGUCCGAGUUCCGCAAUCGGAUGUUACGUGGGAUGUGAAGAGGAACGAGCACCUACGAGAGUUGGUAGAUCGCAUAAAAAAGAACCACAUCCAAUGGUUCGAUACGGACGCUAAAUUUCGAGGUUUGCCCACCGCGGAGCAUACAAAAUGCAUUAUGUGGGGUUUCAGCCACGAAGUUGCGAAGCUGAAGAAGCUCUUGCCUAUAUUAAACGAGAAACUUGAAGCCGCUGACUAAUGUGGCUUAAUAAAUGUUGGAUUAUUGCCGAAUCGUCAUCGAUUCAACCGUCAUAUUUUUAUUGUUAUGUAACAAAAAAAAAAAAAGAGAUGUCUGCUGCAUUAUGCAGUAUUAUAUUUUAGCAUGUUAUUCAUAUGUUAUAUGCAAUUUGUGUCAAAUUUUUGCUAUAAUGAAUCUGUUAUUUUAGUACAUAGGGGAAAUAAACGAAUAUAGAGCAUGGCGCCUUUUAAGAGAUUCGAGAUAUUCGAUA
Messenger RNA from Formica exsecta, 4718 nucleotides. RefSeq lists its product as uncharacterized. Gene Ontology annotation, molecular function: sequence-specific DNA binding; DNA-binding transcription factor activity, RNA polymerase II-specific. Gene Ontology annotation, cellular component: nucleus. Gene Ontology annotation, biological process: cell differentiation; regulation of transcription by RNA polymerase II. Lineage: Eukaryota; Metazoa; Arthropoda; Insecta; Hymenoptera; Formicidae. The record is from RefSeq and is a predicted model, not a curated record. The transcript has 19 exons. The coding region runs from base 836 to 4468 and encodes 1210 amino acids.